Prunus armeniaca (apricot) is the source of this 2976-nucleotide messenger RNA. NCBI's taxonomy places the organism in Eukaryota, Viridiplantae, Streptophyta, Magnoliopsida, Rosales, Rosaceae. The record is from the annotation of a GenBank genome assembly.
AUGGGGGAUUUGUACAAGCAUAACCAAUUGCAAAAGAAUGGAGGAACAAGGCUUAUCCAAGUGCACAGCACGUGCCUAGAGAUUUCCCACUUUUCAACCUCUUCACCAGCUCACCAUUUUCACAGUAACUAUUCUUUCAGACGCCAUGAUGAGGGUGUUCGGAAUGUGAGGAUUUCGGUUUGGUGGGACUUUGAAAACUGCCAUUUGCCGGCCGGCGUCAACGUGUUCAAGGUAGCACAUGCGAUCACUGCUGCUAUCAGGACCAAUGGGAUAAAGGGCCCCAUUCAGAUCACGGCUUUCGGCGACAUGUUGCAGUUGUCAAGGGCUAACCAGGAGGCCUUGUCCUCUACUGGGGUCAAUCUUACUCAUGUUCCUCACGGUGGAAAGAACAGUGCUGAUAGGUCUCUUCUUGUUGAUCUUAUGUAUUGGGUUUCUCAGAAUCCCCCACCAGCACAUCUUUUCUUAAUUUCUGGUGACAGGGAUUUUGCUACCAUUUUACACCGGUUAAGAAUGAACAAUUACAAUAUAUUGCUAGCAAGUCCUGAAAAUGCUCCUGGUGUCCUCUGCAGUGCUGCAAGUAUCAUGUGGCCAUGGCAUGCUUUGCUUACAGGUGAAAACCUCACUGGAAAGUAUUUUAACCAACCACCUGAUGGUCCCUAUGGUUCUUGGUAUGGCCAUUACAAGGUACCUCUUGAAGACCCAUACUCAGUGGUUGAGCCUCCAGCACAGUCACAAACUGAGAAGUUGUCUGAACCUGGUUCAGAUUCUAAGCCUCGUCCAAUUCCUACUGCAGUCAUGAAGCAAAUUCGUCAGAUAUUGAAGUCACACCCUAAAGGAAUCUCCAUUACAGACCUUCGCAUGGAGCUUGGGAAAUGUAAGUUGAGUAUAGAUAGAAACUUCUAUGGGUAUAAAAAGUUUUCGAGCUUUCUUUUAUCAAUUCCACAUAUUUUAAAUCUCCAACCGUUAGGUGGUGGAAAAUUUCUUGUACGUGAUGGAAGUGAAAAAUCAUCUGAACCAUGUCAGUCCAAUCUAGGUAUGUCCACAGAAUCUAUUGCUGAUAAUGGAGGCCAGGAUCUGAGUUUAGCCUCACAGUUAGAUUGUGAGGACAAGUCUAUUAAUGUAAGUGCAAAUAGAAAGUUGUCAUCACCUGCAUCCCAUGAAUCAAAUGUGGAAGACCCUAAUAGAGAAUUGCAACAACCCUUUUCACCUAAAUCGGAUGGCAAGUCAAUAUUGCCUCCUUCCCUUGAGAAUGUGAAGUCUUCGGCAAAACCACAACUUUCUGCACUUGAUGAGAAGUCACCAUCCACUCCUUGCACUGAGAAUGUGAAGACUUCAGUGCCCAUUGAUGGAAAGGUUGUCGAAUUGGCUAAAGAACAAGAUAAUGAGCUUCAUUUUCCCCCAGCAGUUGCACAAGGUUCUUCAUCUGAGGUGGGUUAUUUUAAGUGGAUUUGGAGACAAUGGUUUGGCUAUAAAGGUAAUGUUUCAGGGACUAGAAGUCAUGACGGUCAAGAAGAUCAUUACACUUCCGGUAAUGUCACUGAGAAGGAAGGCCAUGACACUCCAGUGAAACAGUGUACUUCUGUUGGUAACUCUGGACAAAGAAAAGAUAAGGAAAAGUUAGUGGGAUCAACGAGUCAGGUCGUUGAUCAAGCACCUCACGUUUCAUCUUCUUCAUCCUACAAUGAAUCAGAUAAGGACAACGAAACUGCGACAAGUUAUGAAGUAUAUGCUCAUAAAUCUAAAACAAGUCAAGGGUUUUUUGAUCAGAUAGUAAACUGGUGUAAAUUCUGGAGAAGUAGCCCGUGCUCUGAUAAAUUGAGUGAUCAAUCCUGUGACAGACCGAACCUGAUGAACACUCACUCUCAAGAGCACAUGCUCUUUUCGACGGAUUCAUUUUGGCAUGACUUGGAAUCUUUCAUGGGCACACCUAAAGGAUCAGUUCUUGUUUCCGAAUCAAGGACCAGGGAACAGAUGGCACUGAAUCUUCAGAAGGAAGGACCUUUGUUUCUUAGAUCUCUCCGCAAAGGCGAUCUCGUUCACUUGGUAGAUUUGUUAAUAUCAGAAAAAAAAUGGGUGGAAGAAAGCCCCUCCCCGACGUCACCAUUCAAACUUACCUAUCACAAUGGAAAGAGUUCUCUAGAUCAUUCUAAUGAUACAAAUAGUGGAGUUUCACUACCUGCCAUUAAAAAGAAACCCUCCAACAGGUGUAGAAUUGAGAUAAUAGCCGAUUGCCAAAAGCUUGUAAAUGAGAUAUUGAAAGAGUACCCAGAAGGAUAUAACAUGGCCUUAUUCAGAAAGUUGUUUCUUGAUAGGUAUGGCUACCACCUUGAUUUGCAUAUGCUUGGUUAUCAAAAGUUGGCAUCCCUGUUACAAAUGAUGCCGGGGGUUAAACUAGAGUCCUCUUACAUCAUACCUGCUUGUAAGACUCCAAAAAUGUCUGAUAUGGACAGUUAUGUCCGUAAUAUCCGAAAACAGACUGUCAGUCAUACAGUGGCUAAUUCAGAUAGUGAAUUAUCUGAUGCGUCAACCAAGGAUGAUGUUAGCGACUCACCAUGGGAAGAGCUGGGCCCUGUCGCCAACACAUCGGAAAAAAAUGAAGUGGAAGUAGCAUCAAGGAGGAAGGCAAUAGGAUCAACAUGUUUUGAUUAUGAACCGUCCCUUUCAGAUGGCUUGUCAGAUUCAGAAGGAGAGACUUCGCCCUUAACUGAAUUAGAAGGAGAAGGUGCGGCCAGAGUGAACAAGGAAGAUAGCUCCCUUUUGCAGAUCCUUGACUCGUGGUACAGCGGUAAGGAUGGCGGAAGUAGCAAGGACAGGUCAGAGAAUUUUGAGGGGUUGGUUGAUUUCACAAAUGUUUCUAAGCUAUCUGUUUCAUCUGGAGUUGGCCCCAUGAGUGAUUCUGGUGAUAACAAGGACAAGCUAUUUGAUGGCAUAGUAGGUAGCUUGAAGAAAUCAAGUGAGCCAAGGAUGAAGAGCUAG